Molecule: messenger RNA, 580 nt
Organism: Dentiscutata heterogama
Lineage: Eukaryota; Fungi; Glomeromycota; Glomeromycetes; Diversisporales; Gigasporaceae
Source: the annotation of a GenBank genome assembly
AUGUCAAGUUUCUUGAGAGAAAAUGCAGAUGUUAUCAUCAAAACUGAUCCAGAGAUACGUGCGCAUUCUCAAAUUUUAAGCGCUCGUUCUGAAUAUUUUCGUGCUUUAUUAUCAACAACUUGGGCUAAGAAGAAUGAAAAGGGAAUGUUCGUUAUUGAAUCUGAUCAGAAACAAACUGUGAUGCAUAUUAUUGUAACUUAUCUUUAUUCUGAUACGUUACUUGAAAUUGAUAAUGUUGAAUUAACAAUUGAAUUGUUGAAGGAAAGUGAUAAAUUGUUGUUAAAUGAUUUAUCAAGCAAAAUAUAUAAACGUUUGAGACUCAUUGUGCCCACUUUCUCAAGUGAGGAGAUUAUCAUUUUGGUUGAACUUUUGUUCAAAUGUGAGUCUUUAUAUUACAUAUUUGAAUCAACAUUACACUAUAUAAUGCAAGAUAUUGGAAAACUUGUAUUUGAUACCGAUGCAAAAUUCAACAAUGAGACAUUCAAAUUAUUGUUGAAGAGAGAUGAUUUAGGAAUGACGGAAAAAGAAUUGUUCCGGAUAAUUAAGAAGAAUAAUUAUGAUAUUGAUCUAGAAGAACUUU